Messenger RNA from Penicillium daleae, 1548 nucleotides. RefSeq lists its product as uncharacterized. The transcript is spliced from 6 exons. NCBI's taxonomy places the organism in Eukaryota, Fungi, Ascomycota, Eurotiomycetes, Eurotiales, Aspergillaceae. The record is from RefSeq and is a predicted model, not a curated record. The coding region runs from base 1 to 1548 and encodes 515 amino acids. Gene Ontology annotation, molecular function: transmembrane transporter activity. Gene Ontology annotation, biological process: transmembrane transport. Gene Ontology annotation, cellular component: membrane.
AUGGAGUCAAAUGAAAUAAAGGAGAAACAAGAGUCUGUUCAGAAUGAAGGCUUCAUUGGGCAGAUCCAGCUCAAGGGUCUAAGUUUCCAAGUCGAGGGGGGACGGCAAAUGACAAAAUUGCAGACCAUCUCUGCCAGCUGGGUUAUCUGUGAUAGCUGGGCUGGCGUGGCUGGAACCAUUGCUCUCGCCAUCUCUCAGGGAGGCCCUACGACUCUGGUAUAUGGACCCAUUUUGAUGUUCUUUCUUGUCGGUGCUUGUGCUCUUACGCUGGCUGAGCUCGCAAGCGUGUAUCCUACAGCCGGUGGGCAGUAUCAUUGGACCUCAAUUCUGGCCCCUAGGAGUAUCAACAGAUCCUUGAGCUACUGUUGCGGCAUGACAAAUGUAUUUUCUUGGAUUGCCAUCUGCACAGGAAUCGCUAUCAUUCCCGCACAGCUGAUUGUGGGAAUCGCCUUGUUCUAUAAUCCAGACUACACACCCAAGCCAUGGCACUAUUUCCUCAUCUAUCAGGCCAUCAACGGCUGUGUCCUCCUUUACAACAUUACAUUGUUGAAGCGAUCACUCUGGAUUCAUGACUUGUCUUUCUUCGUGACAAUUGCCACAUUCUUUAUUAUCACCAUCACCUGUGUCGCCCGCUCGUCUUCCAACUAUCAGUCUUCGAGUAGUGUCUGGGCGACCUUCAUCAAUGACAGUGGCUGGAGCUCAGGUGGCAUCGCUUUCCUCACUGGUUUGGUCACGCCAAAUUAUAUGUACGCCGGUAUCGAUGGAGCCCUGCACUUGGCCGAAGAGUGCGUUAACGCGAGCACUGUUGUACCUCGGGCUCUUAUGAGCACUCUGAUCAUUGGAUUCGUCACGUCUUUCUUUUUCGUCAUUGCCAUGCUUUACUGUACCAGUGAUUUAGCUACGAUCGCUACCUCGAAUACCGGAGUGCCGAUCUACGAGAUGUGGUACGAAGCUACUAGGUCUCAAACAGCCGCCACAGUAUUCGUAGUUCUGCUCUGCUGUGCGGCAGUCUUCGCCUUGAUCGGUGCCCAGCAAACUGCCUCUCGCCUCACAUGGUCGCUAGCUCGAGACCGCGCCAUCCUCGGGAGCCACUGGUUGAGUGAAAUACACCCCAUGCUCGAAGUUCCCGUGUGGAGUUUGAUGUUCAACUUUGUCGUGAUGUUCAUUAUUGGCUGCAUUUAUCUGGGCUCUUCCUCUGCAUUCAAUGCAUUCAUCGGCAGCGGACUGGUGUUGCAGCAUAUCUCAUACGCAUUUCCAGCUGCACUAUUAAUGUACCGAAGGAGAUCCGAAGAGUGGCUUCCUGCAUCUCGAUCAUUUCGAUUGCCGAGUUUCUUUGGCUGGACAGUCAAUGCCAUCACCAUUGGAUUUGCGUUGCUGGUUAUGAUAUUCUACGAUUUCCCAGCCGUGCUGCCAGUGACUGGAAGUAACAUGAAUUAUACCUCGGCAGUACUCGGAGUGAUGGCGAUAUUUGGUGGGUUGAACUGGGUGAUUUAUGCAAGACGGAGAUAUUCUGGUCCACGUCUGGGCCAGUCUCACGGAGGAGAAUGA